GGAGCGCGAGCCAAGGAAAAGGAGAGGGCGGGACCCGCGCGGGUUUCGUUGCCAAGGCUCCGGUCGUCAAGUAGCAGCCAAUCAGGGCCCGCGGAGGAGAUGCCUGGCAGGCCAGACGGGCCUGGCCGAAGAAGGAGGGAAGUAGACGCCGCGUUGUUACUAGAGCUGCUUCCUGGUCUCCACCUCUCUUCCUAGAGAAUCCAAGUAAAAGAAGCCAUCUCUAUCGUCCAAACUUUGUCCUUUUACAAAUAAAACGUUGCCGAAUCCGCUGCAGGACGGAAGACAAACCGGAGUCGGGCUUCUGGGGGGUUGAGCCCCAUCAAUGCUGCUGAAGACAAGGCCUCUUUGGCGGAAGAAGAAGAAGAGGGCCCUUUCUUCUCAGCGGCCCCAUGAUGGCCACUGCCGCCGUCGCCACCAAGACGGCCUGGAAGCUGCAGGAGAUCACAGCUCACAGCAGCAGUGUCUCUUCCCUGGUUCUGGGCAAGAGCUCUGGGCGACUUCUUGCCACCGGUGGAGAAGACUGCCGGGUCAAUAUCUGGUCCGUCAACAAGCCCAACUGCAUCAUGAGCCUGACAGGCCACACCACGCCGGUGGAGAGCGUGAAGAUCAACACCAAUGAAGAGCUGAUCGUUGCCGGGUCUCAGUCCGGCUCUAUUCGCAUCUGGGACCUGGAGGCUGCCAAAAUUCUCCGCACCUUAAUGGGCCACAAAGCCAACAUCUGCAGCCUGGACUUCCAUCCGUUCGGGGGUUUCGUGGCCUCGGGAUCCAUGGACACCAACAUUAAGCUUUGGGAUGUGAGAAGGAAAGGCUGCGUCUUCAGGUACAAGGGCCACUCGCAGGCCGUCCGCUGCCUCCGCUUCAGCCCAGACGGGAAAUGGCUGGCGUCUUCCUCGGACGAUCACACAGUGAAGCUCUGGGACUUGGCUGCUGGGAAGAUUAUGUUUGAGUUCGCGGGACACACGGGGCCAGUGAACAUGGUGGAAUUCCAUCCCAACGAAUACCUUUUGGCCUCGGGGAGCUCCGACAGAAUGAUCAGGUUCUGGGACUUGGAGAAGUUCCAGGUGGUGAGCUGCAUCGAGGAAGAGGCCACACCUGCCAGGUGCGUCCUCUUCAACCCGGACGGCUGCUGCCUCUUUGCCGGCUGCCAGGACGCCCUGCGAGUUUACGGCUGGGAACCGGAGCGCUGCUUCGACGUAGUGCCCGUCAGCUGGAGCAAAGUGGCUGACCUCUCCAUCUGCAACAACCAGUUGAUCGGCGUCUCUUUCUCGCAAAGCGUGGUCUCCUCCUUCGUGGUGGACCUCAACCGUGUCACCAGAUCUGGCUCCGGCCUCCAGGGCCUGAUCCGGGAUGACCGACCCCCCGCGCAGCAGCUCCCGCCAACUGGAUCCUCCCUGCGGCGCAUCUACGAACGGCCCUCCACCGCAUGCAGCAAACCUCAGCGAGUCAAGCACAACUCGGAGAGCGAGAGGCGCAGCCCCAGCAGCGAAGACGACCGGGAAGAGAAGGAAUCCACCGCCGAAAUCCAGAACCCAGAGGACUACCAAGAGAUCUUCCAGCCAAAGAAUUCCAUCACCCGAACUCCUCCGCACAAGAGUGAGCCUUUUCCUGCACCUCCGGAAGAUGAACCACCGCCGGUUGCCAAAGAGGCCUCCAAGCCCAGCCAGACUGCGGACCUCCUGGCCCCCCUGCCGAGCCAAGAGAACAAUCCAGAACCUGUGCAGCGGCCACCCCUGGCCUCCUCAACUCCUUUGGCCCGGACGGAGCCUUCAGCCGUCAUCCCAGCCGCCCGGAAUGAACCCAUUGGCCUCAAGGCCUCUGACUUCCUGCCGGCCGUGAAGAACCAAAGCCUGGCAGAGAUUGUGGAUGAGGAGGCCGUCUCCCAGAUCCGGAAGGGCCACGACACCAUGUGCGUGGUGCUCACCUCCCGACACAAGAACCUGGACACUGUCAGGGCCGUCUGGAACACCGGAGACAUCAAGACCUCGGUGGACUCAGCGGUGGCCAUCAAUGAUCUCUCAGUCGUGGUGGAUCUCCUGAACAUCGUCAACCAAAAGGCGUCCCUUUGGAAGCUGGAUCUGUGCACCGUCAUCCUGCCCCAGAUUGAGAAGCUCUUGCAAAGCAAAUACGAAAGUUAUGUCCAGACGGGCUGCACUUCUUUGAAGCUGAUCCUGCAGCGGUUCCUCCCACUGAUCACCGACAUCCUGGCUGCGCCGCCUUCCGUCGGGGUGGACAUCUCCCGGGAGGAGAGGCUCCACAAAUGCCGCCUUUGCUACAAGCAACUGAAGAACAUCAGCAACGUCAUCAAGAACAAGUCUGGGCUGAGCGGGCGCCACGGGAGCGCUUUCCGAGAGCUGCACCUCCUGAUGGCCGUCUUGGAGUGAGAGGAGCCCCGAUAACAACAACGCUGUCUACUCUUUGUGCGGUCCCUGUCUCUACCGCCAAAAGGAGGGAAAAGGCCCAGGCGGGGUUCUGCUCCCACCCCAGUGCCUUACAAGGCAAGAUCUCUUCCAAGGAGGCCUUCCCGGAGCUGUGCCUCCCUCCUGCUUCCUUUUCUGCGACUCGAACCGGGUUCCGCAAGUUUCUUUGGGACGAAAGAGGUGUCCUCUUUCCCAAGUCAGUAUCACAGAGGGCUGUCUCCCCCUCCACAAUCCCACUCCCCUUUCACAUGUGUUGGAGCCUGCUGUCAAUAAAGCUAUAACUUAUGAUGCAUUGUAAUAAAAAACACAUAUACAUUCGUAA
This is a messenger RNA of Anolis carolinensis (green anole), 2739 nucleotides long. It is a transcript of the gene katnb1, whose product is annotated as katanin regulatory subunit B1. The record is from RefSeq and is a predicted model, not a curated record. Gene Ontology annotation, molecular function: microtubule binding. Bases 390 to 2381 code for a protein of 663 amino acids. Gene Ontology annotation, biological process: microtubule depolymerization; microtubule severing. Gene Ontology annotation, cellular component: katanin complex. The transcript has 20 exons. NCBI's taxonomy places the organism in Eukaryota, Metazoa, Chordata, Lepidosauria, Squamata, Anolidae.